This is a messenger RNA of Sphenostylis stenocarpa, 2412 nucleotides long. The record is from the annotation of a GenBank genome assembly. NCBI's taxonomy places the organism in Eukaryota, Viridiplantae, Streptophyta, Magnoliopsida, Fabales, Fabaceae.
AUGCAGUGUAGGGCAAUGCAUAUCACAAUCUUUCUCCUUCUUCUCUUCAUCUCAACUUCAUUUGCAGCGACAGAUACACUUUCAGAAGGUUCGUCACUUUCAGUAGAGAAACAAAGUGACAUCCUCGUUUCAUCCAAUGGCGAUUUUUCAGCUAGCUUCUUCCAAGUUGGUGAGAACGCCUUCUGCUUCUCCGUUUGCUUCACGCGCUCCAAACGACCCACCGUUUUAUGGAUGGCCAACCGUGACGAACCCGUAAACGGCAAAGGCUCCUUCCUCUCACUCUGGAAAGACGGCAACCUCGUUUUGACGGAUGCCGGAGGAACCGUUAUGUGGUCAACCGCCACUUCCUUCCCCUCCGAACUUCAUCUAAAGCUAAGAAACAACGGAAACCUCGUUCUCCUCACUUCCCAAGGCACCAUCAUUUGGCAAAGCUUCGAAUCCCCAACGGACACACUUCUUCCAACGCAACCACUCACGGAGCAAGUGAGCCUCGUUUCUUCUAGAAGUGCAACGAACCAUUCCUCCGGAUUCUACAAACUUUACUUCGACAACGACAACGUUCUUCGCUUACUCUACAAAGGUACCACGUUUUCCAGCGUGUACUGGCCAGCCCCGUGGCAGCUUCCAAUUGACAUAGGCAGAUCCACCUACAAUGUAACCAAAACCGCUUUGUUGGAUUCCUUCGGACUCUUCACUUCCUCUGAUGGGUUUCAAUUCCGCUCCACCGAUUAUCCCAAAAAAGUGUACAGAAGACUGAAGAUGGAUUCUGACGGUAACUUGCGUUUGUAUAGCUUCAUCGAGGAGAGUAAGACGUGGGAGGUGACGUGGCAACUCCUUUCCCAACCAUGUACCGUUCAUGGCAUUUGUGGACCUAACAGCAUGUGCAAUCAUGAUCCUGUUAUUGGCAGGAGUUGCUUUUGCUUGAAAGGGUUUAAGGUAAAGGAUCCUAAUGACUGGACUCUGGGGUGUGAGCCUGAGUUUCCUUCUUCUGAUUUUUCUUGCAACAGUGCUGAGUCUUUGGGUUUUCUCCAUCUUCGAACCUCGGAAUGGUAUGGCUAUGACUGGAACGUGACACGCGUUUCGAGCUUAAAGGAAUGCCAGAAUCUAUGUCUGGCGCUUUGUGAUAAAUGUGUAGGUGUCCAAUUCAAGUUCAACGAGGUUUCUACCUAUAAUUGUUUCCUGAAAACGAUGGCAUUCAAUGGACGGGAUACUCCUAAUUUCGAUGGAGAGAUUUAUCUAAAGUUGCCGAAUGCAAUUUUGAGCUCAUCCACGAAGACUCUUAAGCAUUCCCUGAUGAAUUGCCCCGUUGGUUUGUCUCACCCGUUGAAGAGAUUUUAUCAAGCGCCAGGAAAAAACUCCACUCUGAGUUUCUUGGUUUGGUUCGCUUGCGGGUUCGGGCUGUUUGAGUUUUCCGCCAUUUUCCUCGUGUGGUUCUUCUUGUUCAGAACUAGCAAGCACCCUGCUGACACGCUGGAUCAACAACGACACCUUCUUUCCGCGACAGUGUUUCAAAGGUUCACCUACGCAGAGCUAAAAACCGCAACAAAAGGGUUCAAAGAAGAGGUUGGGCAAGGAGCAGGAGGGGUUGUUUACAAAGGGACAUUACAUGAUAACCGUGUUGCGGCUAUUAAACGCUUAAACGAAGCUACUCAAGUAGAAGCUGAAUUUUUGGCUGAAAUGAGCACAAUUGGCAUGCUGAACCACAUGAAUUUGAUCGACAUGUGGGGGUAUUGCGUUGAAGGGAAGCACAGGCUUUUGGUUUAUGAGUACAUGGAACAUGGAUCUUUAGCGGACAAUCUCUUUACUAAUGCCCUUGAUUGGAAGAAAAGGUUCAACGUUGCUGUGGGCACAGCGAAAGGUUUGGCUUACUUACACGAAGAGUGUUUGGAGUGGAUUUUGCAUUGCGAUGUGAAGCCUCAAAACAUUCUCCUUGACUCAGAUUUCCAUCCAAAGGUAGCAGAUUUUGGGUUGUCAAAACUUUUAAACAGAGACGAGCGUGGAAAUUCUAGUUUUUCACGAAUAAGAGGGACUCGAGGGUACAUGGCUCCAGAGUGGGUUUACAAUCUUCGCAUUACUGCUAAGGUGGAUGUUUACAGCUACGGGAUCGUGGUGUUGGAAAUGGUGAGUGGAAGAAGCCCUAUGGAAAUCCAGAGUCUUGAGAACAGCAGGGGCAUAGAGCAGCAUCGGCUGGUGACGUGGAUAAGGGACAAGAUAAAGCAUGCAACCACGCGUGAGUUUUGGAUUGAGGAGAUCAUUGAUCCCAGCUUGGAAGGAAACUACGACGUUUCACAGGUAGAGGCUUUGGUUAAGGUGGCUUUGCAGUGUGUGAAAGAUGACAUGAAUGAAAGACCAUCCAUGAGCCAGGUUGCAGAGAUGCUUCAGUCCCAUCAACAUAAACUCCUCCCUCUUUAG